Messenger RNA from Thermochaetoides thermophila DSM 1495, 1488 nucleotides. RefSeq lists its product as uncharacterized. NCBI's taxonomy places the organism in Eukaryota, Fungi, Ascomycota, Sordariomycetes, Sordariales, Chaetomiaceae. The transcript has a single exon. Bases 1 to 1488 code for a protein of 495 amino acids. The record is from RefSeq and is a predicted model, not a curated record.
AUGAAGCCUCAAAGGUGCUGGGGUCGCUUGACCCGUCUUCAGCGACUCGGCUGUUCUCCCCUAUGUUUUAGGCCAGCACCUCGUCUCAAUAUCUCCCCAAAUCACUCGCCUAAGUAUCCGGCCCGUUUCAAUGGAACCACCAAUGUCACUGGACCGUUCAAAGGAACAGAUAUCCUCCAAAGAGGAGCGCGGAUAAGAGUCCAGCCAAGGGCCCAGGUCGCAAGCUCAACUGGAACUAGUAGUUUUGCCCCUCAGGGGGGUCAGGGCCCCCAGACGAAAGCCCAAUCCCUCGACGUCCUCCUGCAAGAGCGCAAAUGGCCUCUCAUCGGUGCGGGUUUCAUGGCGCUUGGCAUAGGCCUCUACGUCUCGAUCGUCAUCACCUCCAGCCUCAAAAAGGACCGUGAAGAAAAACAAACUCUGCAAACCCAAAAACCAGUCCGCACCCCCUGCACCUGCACCUCCUCCCUCCCCUCCCUCCAACCAACUCCCUCCGGCCUCCCCGCCAUCCUCCAAGACCCCACAAUCUCCCCGGCCGCCCGGCAUACCAGCGCCAUCUCCUUUGACCGCGGCCUGGACCUGCCCGAGUGGCUGACGGGCAUCAAGAAGCUGCGCAAGGCCAUCGGCGCGACGGUUCGCGGGCAUGUUUUGGAAGUAGCCGUCGGCACGGGGCGGAAUAUCGCGCAUUACGACUGGUCGGAGGUGGUUAUCCCGCCGGGGGAGGACCCUGUUGCGAGGGAGCAGAGGCAGCAGGAGAAGAUUAGGAAGUUGCUGGAUAAGCAUUUGCUGGGGAGGGAUGAUGGGAGUUUGAGCAGUGGAGAGUUGAUGAGUGUGAGGGAGUAUAAGGAGAGGGGAAUUGGCAGUCUGGAUGGGGAGUUGCUCAGCUUUACGGGGGUUGAUGUCUCGGGAGGGAUGUUGGCGGUAGCACGGGACCGGGUGCGGGAGAAUGUGCCGGGUUUGUCGAAGGUGAUGCGUCGGCGCCGCGCCGAGCCGAUGCCUGAGCUGGGGCCGGAGCACACCGAGUCUGAGGUCGUUGUCAACGCGCUGGAUAACCGGAUCAGGCUUGUUCUAGCCGACGCACUGCACGAUCUGCCUGCUCCGGCGGCGCGCGAUGAGCGCACUGGGAAAGUGCCUGAGAAGUACGACACGAUUGUGCAGACAUUCGGGUUGUGCUCGGUGUCUGACCCGUCAGCGCUGCUGGCUAAGAUGGCGGCCAAGGUGCAGCCUGACACGGGGCGGAUCAUCUUGCUGGAGCAUGGUCGUGGUUGGUGGGAUUGGGUUAAUGGGCUGCUGGACAAGUAUGCACCGUCGCACUUUGAGAAGUAUGGGUGCUGGUGGAAUCGAGAUAUCGAAAAGCUGGUACGAGAUGCUGCCGAGGUUGUGCCAGGGCUGGAGGUUGUCAGCCUGACGAGGCCAUUGGUGUUCCAGGCCGGUACAACGCUGUUGAUUGAGCUGAAGGUGAGCAGCCAGAAGGCUAGGAAGGCUCAAUGA